AUGGACCCCCAACUCCCCUCCCCACCCCAACGUCUCUACCUCGCCUCCCUCCCCAACGAGAUCCUCGACCGCAUCUUCUCCCUCCUCCCCGUCCCCACCGCCCGCCUCUGCCGUCUCAUCUCGCACCGCUUCCUCCCCAGCGCCACGCGCGCCUCCUUCCCCGUCCUCGUCGUCUCCCCCCUCCUCAGCGACGGCGACCACCUCCAACGCCUCGCCAACUCGCCCGACAUCGCGCCCUGUUUGCGUUCAAUCUACUACGUAACCGACACACUCGCCGAGCCGCGAUGGCGGCAGUUCACCUGGAACACAACCGAUCACCCUCGGAAUUGGCUGCCGCACUACGUCAACCACCCGGAAGGAUCAGGGCGGAUCGAUCUCCACUCUCCGGAGUGGUACCGGUACCGCUACCCGCCGCUGAUCAGCCACCACCGGCGGUCUGCCGAGCAAAUCGCCCUCGACCGUGAGCGGUACGAGGAGAUCCUGCUAGACCAGGCCAAGUUCUUGGCUGUUGACCACUCGCCCAACCGUGACUACGACGGGAUCGUCAUGUGUCUGGAACAGUUCCCCGCGCUGGAGAGCAUCACCCUGGCCGCAUGUCGGGAGAUGAGCCUGGCUGCGCCGCUGAACUCGGUAGCGCUGCACAGCGAUAGGAACCCCUUCCGGUUCCGAACGGAGGAGAGGGUUUUGCGUUCUCUGGUCCGGUACCUCGAGAUGCAAUCGGUGAUGGGAAAGACGGCGCGGUUGAAGACGCUGCGAAUCAAGAACCUGUCUUGGUGCGUGCUGGACGACGACCCAGCAGGUCUUUUCUUCACGCCGACUGUUGAAGACGCGCUGGCGAACCUGACUACGCUGGAGAUCCAGAUCCGCCAUGGGAAUCCGAUUCACGUUGCGGCGAGCGAGUGUAUUCCUCCCAAGUCCCAGAGGAGACUCAGCGACAUCAUGUCGUCAGGGCGGGUUCGCUCGUUCCUGAAGUCGCUGACGAACUUGCGACACUUGACGUUUGAAAGGGAUAGGGUGUGGUACCGCGACGACGAAAUGAUUCCAGACGAUGGCUGGUAUAAGUGGUCACUGGGGGACAUUAUCGAUCCGGAAUUCCGGUGGCCACACUUGCAGUCGUUGUCGCUGUCACAUUUCCACGACUGUGAGAGAGAGGAUGUCGAACGAAUCAUGGACAACCAUGCCGAUACGCUUUGGAAGGUGUCGCUGGGAGACGCUAAUCUCAGGACAACGUCGUGGGUGAAUCUGGUGGAUUACUUUUACCAGGAGAAUCAGAAGCGGAUUGCUGGAUAUAGUGACAAGCCCCUGUACCAUCUGGAGCUAUGGGGCUGCCUCAGAGGUACCAGAGAAAAGAGCAUCACAGGGAACCAGCGGCCCGACGCUCCAGAUCACACGGGAGAGGGAGAAAGGUGGGUUUUCUGGCGUGGGGAGACGCAUAGCUGGGAACUAGCGAGGUACGUGUAUGGGAUUGCGUUCCAGGUGUCCAACUACGCACGGGAACAUAGGGCGCUCUAUGCUCGUAUACUCGUCGGUGAGCGCGAGGAGGGACUCGGAGGGCUAUGAGGUUGACUACCAGCCAAGAGUGGAAAGAAUUCGGCCCAGAAGGGAAUCAUAGGAGUUUUGACAUAACCGAAGGAAUUGAGGAAAUAAGUCGUGGAGGUAGUUGACAAGUAAAGACUUCGAGGCUUGGCAAGUGAGGGAUUGCCGCAGCGGUAGGCUUCGUGACGAGGUAGCCUAGGUAUUGAGUUAGUAGAAUUGCCAUCAGUUGCCAUGGGCGUAGAACAUCGUUGCUCUCAGACACAUGGAUGUGAAGUCUGGUGAUUUUGCUCCGGUGCCGAAGGGGUGCGGGAGAUGAUCGAUGAUCCGGCUGAGACUCCGUGGCGGAAAGGGUUGUGCUGGCCGCGUCUAUUGGAAAGAUAGAAUCAGCUUUGUGCUUUCUAGAUCAUGCACUUCUGUGGUCACGAUUUGGCUGAUAGAUAGACUGCG
Molecule: messenger RNA, 1983 nt
Organism: Neurospora tetraspora
Lineage: Eukaryota; Fungi; Ascomycota; Sordariomycetes; Sordariales; Sordariaceae
Exons: 3
Coding region: 1-1560 (519 amino acids)
Source: RefSeq, a predicted model, not a curated record